Molecule: messenger RNA, 709 nt
Organism: Phaethon lepturus (White-tailed tropicbird)
Lineage: Eukaryota; Metazoa; Chordata; Aves; Phaethontiformes; Phaethontidae
Gene: ALKBH1
Product: alkB, alkylation repair homolog 1 (E. coli)
Exons: 3
Biological process (GO): oxidative RNA demethylation
Cellular component (GO): cytoplasm; nucleus
Molecular function (GO): oxidative RNA demethylase activity; ferrous iron binding; broad specificity oxidative DNA demethylase activity
Source: RefSeq, a predicted model, not a curated record
AAGGAAAGGUUCCAGUAAAUGGGAGCCCAGAAGCUUAUUGGAGAAGCUGCGCUGGGUGACCCUUGGUUACCAUUAUAACUGGGAUACUAAGAAGUACUCAGCAAAUCACCACACUCCUUUCCCCUCAGACCUUGCAUUCCUGUCAGAACAAGUGGCUGCAGCCUGUGGGUUCCAGGGUUUCCAAGCCCAAGCAGGGAUCUUGAACUACUAUCAUUUUGACUCUUCACUGGGAAUUCAUGUGGAUGAGUCUGAACUAGACCAUUCUCGGCCCCUUUUAUCAUUCAGUUUUGGGCAAUCCUCAAUAUUUUUGCUUGGGGGCCUGAAGCGGGAGGAAGCCCCAACAGCAAUGUUCAUGCACAGUGGAGAUAUCAUGGUGAUGUCUGGCUUCAGCCGUCUGCUGUACCAUGCUGUCCCCCGAGUCCUCCCUAAUCCUGAAGGGACAGCUUUGCCUUCCUGCCUGGACCAAACACUUUCUUCAGACCUUCCUGUUGGCUCAGUCAUUGAGCCCAGCUCUGAUGAGGAUUGGCAGGUCUGUGCCAAGUACUUGCAGUCUUCCCGCAUUAAUAUGACUAUUCGGCAGGUGUUGACUGAGGGUCAGAAAUUUCCAGAGGAAUCUGGGACAAACAGAAACAUCCAAGAACCCUCCGAAGACAGUCACCAUCAGGAGAACAGCAGAGCCAAGAGACAAAAACCAAAUACAGACAGCUGA